Leptonychotes weddellii (Weddell seal) is the source of this 1187-nucleotide messenger RNA. RefSeq names its product cysteine rich protein 3 (gene CRIP3). Gene Ontology annotation, biological process: regulation of gene expression; intrinsic apoptotic signaling pathway in response to DNA damage. Gene Ontology annotation, molecular function: zinc ion binding. Lineage: Eukaryota; Metazoa; Chordata; Mammalia; Carnivora; Phocidae. The record is from RefSeq and is a predicted model, not a curated record.
CGUCGGGCUUCAAGUCCCUCUCUCAUCUCCACCGGGCGGAGGCUUUAGUUUUUGGAAAGACCUGCGAGGUCGCCUGCGUCUCCCAGGUGCAGUUGUUCUAAAUUUCUGACGGCCAAUAGGCGCCGAGGAGCUGCGGUUUCUGCCCAAUGAGGCUCACAGCGGGGCCAUGGGCGGAGCCAGCGAAGGGGGCGGGAACGGAGCCCCCCUCUGUGGUUACUACUGUGUGUGGCGCCGGCUGCCCUGUGCGGAGCCAUGAGCUGGACCUGCCCGCGUUGCCAGCAACCCGUUUUCUUCGCGGAGAAGGUGAGCUCCCUGGGCAAGAACUGGCACCGCUUCUGCCUGAAAUGUGAACGCUGCCACAGUGUCCUGUCCCCAGGAGGGCAUGCAGAGCACAAUGGGAGGCCGUAUUGCCACAAGCCAUGCUAUGGGGCUCUCUUUGGACCCAGGGGGGUGAACAUUGGUGGUGUGGGCUCCUACCUCUACAACCCUCCCACUCCCACCCCAGCCAGCACCACUCCCCUCAGCCCCAGCAGUUUCAGCCCCCCCAGGCCCAGGACUGGCCUCCCCCAGGGCAAGAAAAGCCCUCCCCACAUGAAGACAUUCACUGGGGAGACUUCACUGUGCCCUGGCUGUGAGGAACCUGUCUAUUUUGCUGAGAAGGUGAUGUCUUUGGGCAGAAAUUGGCACCGACCCUGUCUGAGGUGCCAGCGCUGCCGGAAGACCCUGACUGCUGGGAGUCAUGCUGAGCAUGACGGCGUCCCCUACUGCCACAUCCCCUGCUACGGCUACCUGUUUGGCCCCAAAGGUGUGAACAUUGGUGAUGUGGGCUGCUACAUCUAUGACCCCGUGGAGAUAAAAUCCAAAUGAGAUGCUCACAGGAGAGGUCACUCUAACUCAGGCCUCAUACCAUCCCCUCCAUGAUCCAAUGAGAGCUACAGAAUUCUCCAGUCCCACAGGGGGAAGAUGGUCUUCCAGUGGCCUGGGCCUAGGCUCCAUGGUAGACCAGGGAGUCUAGACUUUGCCGAUUCCUCCCUUUCCUGUUCCAAUCUGGCUAGGGGACAUAGGCCACCACAUUUUAAAGGGUAGCCUCCUGGCCUUCCCAGUCCCUUUCCCUAGCAAAUUCUUUAACUUCAAGUACUUAAAAAAAUGUGUUUAUUCUGGCUUCUCCAAUAAAAUGUUGGCUCCCA